CAUGCGGUGGUCCUUAGGCAAUUGGUUCCCAACACAAGUCAACCUUUGUCUCGCGGUAGUCUUGGACUUGAGGUUGCUCCACCUUCACCAUGACGUGGAUGUUACUGUAUCUCGACUCAGAUGAUUUUCCUGCGUAACAGGCUGGCCAAGAGCAACCGGCAAGAUACAGGCGGAAUUGCACAUCAACCCACCACCCCCACCCCCCAGUCUGCCUCUAAGCCGUCCCUGGGUCUUUAUCGUUUGCACCAUGUACCCGAUGCCUUGGAGCGGGGGGGAUCACAAUCCUGGUUUCUAUGACAGCAGUCCGGUUUUGCGGAGGAACGCCGCUUGUUACCCCAGUCCCGGAACUGCUGCAGCACAGGUCCCCAGGCCGCUCCCCCGGCCAAACGUCCUGUUCGAAGACUUGCAGUUCCCUGCGGCCACCUCCUCGCUCCAUGGCCCAGCAGGGGCCUCGCAGUUCAACUUUUCCAUUACACGGUGGAUGAGGCCACGGGAAAUUUGUGCCAAUCCUCAGUUCAUUGUUGAUGGAACCACCAGAACAGAUAUCUGCCAGGGAGCCUUGGGUGACUGCUGGUUCCUGUCUGUCAUCGCCUGCCUCAGUCUCAACAAGCAUGUGAUGGAACAGGUCAUACCCCCUGACCAGGGAUUUGGGGAAGGUUACACAGGGCGUUUUCGCUUUAAGUUCUGGCAGUACGGGCAGUGGGUUGAGAUAGUGGUGGAUGAUCGGCUGCCCACCAUUAACAAUAAGUUGGCAUUCCUUUACUCCAAAGACAACAAUGAGUUCUGGAGCCCACUCCUGGAGAAAGCCUAUGCCAAGCUGAAGGGCUGCUAUGAGUCUCUCUACAUUGGUUACCCAUUAGAGGCGAUGGUCGAUCUCACUGGGGGAGCCCCUGAAUCAUUUCAGAUCAAUGAGAUGCCAAAGGAUCUUUGGAAAUUCUUGAGAAAGCUCCUAGAGAAAGGCUCGAUAAUUUGCUGUGCCAAACCGGGUCCAGUGGGUGUAUUAAAUGAAUGCGGCAUUGUAACCGGGCAUGCAUACUCAGUGACUGGUGUGGACCAGAUUCAACUCAAGGCAAGCAGAGUGGAGUUGGUGCGAGUUCGCAAUCCGUGGGGGAGAGUGGAGUGGAACGGGGCUUGGAGUGACAGGUCUGCAGAGUGGAGCCAAGUCACUGACAAAAGCUGUGCUCAGAUGGGGGACCUGGAAGAUGGAGAGUUUUGGAUGUCCAUUGAGGACUUCAAGAAAAUUUUUGACAAUGUGGAGAUUUGCCACCUGAGUCUGGAUCAACUGUCCAACCCGGAUGGGAAGCUGAAACCCUGGGUACAGAUGGUGUAUGAGGGACGUUGGAUUCGGGGCUUCUCGGCCGGUGGCAACUUGCAUUACAAAGAUAAGUACUACUGGAUGAACCCACAGUUUAAACUCACCCUGUUUGAAGAAGAUGAUGAUCCUGAAGACCCUGAGGUGACCUGCACAUUCCUCGUGGUCUUGAUGCAGAAACAUAGGCGGCGGAUGAGGCUUAUGGGAGUCAACUUCCUGUAUGUGGGGUUUGACAUCUUUAAGGGAGACCCGACCAAAACUUACUUGACACACGAGGAUUUGCAGAAAGCAACGCCCGUGCUGUCUAUAAAGGAGCACAAAAACAGCACUGAGGUCAUGAUGCGAGGCCGUCUCCCACCAGGCCACUAUAUCAUCAUCCCUUCAACCGCCAAUCCCAAUGAAGAGGGAGAAUUCCUUCUGCGAGUCUUCACUGAGAAGGGUAACUCCGCAGCGCCUGCAGAGAGGAACACUUCAUCCACUGAGAUUCCUCAGGUUUUACCAGCCCUCAAACCCUGUCCACUUCCCUCUGCUGCAGAAUCCAAGGAAUUAUUUGACAAGUUCUGUGGAUCGGAUGAAGCUAUUUCAGCGUUGGAGCUCCAGAAACUACUGGCAGAAAUCCUGCAGAAAGCCGGUCUUAAUGAGAAGUGGGAUGAGUUUGGCCUGGAUGCCUGCAAGAGCCUCAUUUCCCUGACAGACAGAUGUGGAUUUGGGAAAAUGCGAUUCACGGAAUUCAGUAAUCUCUGGGGUAAAAUCUGCCAAUGGACGCGAGUCUUCAGUCAGUUUGAUAAGAAUGGAUCAGGGACCAUGGAUAGUCAAGAAAUGUUCAGUGCCUUGCAAGCAGCAGGUUUCCAGGUAGAUGAGUUCUUGAUGCAGUUGAUUGGGUUGCGAUACACAGACCCUGAUCUGACCUUCAGUUACGUGAAUUUUAUUUGCUGUCUGACAAGGCUGGACACGAUGAUCCGAGCGUUCAAAAUUAUGGACAAGUUUGGAACAGGAGUGAUUAAUAUCAACUAUAAAGAGUGGCUCCAGAUGACUAUGUACAGCUAGGAUUCUAUGACCCGUCCAGUCAAUCAACUGGAAAAGGAGGUCCCGCACAAGAAGGUUCGAGAAGCAUUGGGUCCCUGAAGCCUGGUUGCAAGCAGGGUUAUACAACCCAUUCAAUCUUGCACACCCUUGCAUACCCAUUGAGUAGAUAGCAGAUCCUUAUAGAUUUCCUGGGGUGUUACCAUAGUCAGCUCAUGAGACACGGUUACCGCAGGGAUAUUCCAGCAUCCUGAGGUAGUUCUCCAAGUCAUUUACUCACCUUUUUCCUAUAUCAAUGCCUCAUUCCUUUAAACAUUUUCUUGCUGCUUUUAUAAGUCAAGCUUGGUGUCAGUUGAUCUAAUUUUGUAGAGGCUCUGGCUCAACAACAACUUGCAUUUAUAUAGAGCCUUUAACAUAGCAAAAUAUCCUAAGGUGCUUCACAAAAGUGUUGUCAAAUACAAUUUAACACAGCCAUAUAUGAGGAUAUAUAUAUGAGGACAGCUGGUCAAAAACUUGAUCAAAGAGGUAGAUUUUAUGGGGCGUCUUAAAGGAGGAAAUAGAGAAGGGUGGAGAGGUUUAGGCAGGGAACUCCAGAGCCUAGACAGCUGAAGCCACGGCUGGCAAUGGUGGAGUGAUUAAAAUUGGGGAUAUUCAGGAGGCCAGAAUUAGAUGAACACAGAUAUCUCAGAGGGUUAUGAGGUUGGAGAAGGUUACAGCGAUAGGCAACGGAGAGGCCAUAGAUGGAUUUGGAAACAAGGAUGAGAAUUUUAAAAUCAAGACGUUGCUUCACCAGGAGCCAAUGUAAGUCAGUGAGCACACAGCCGAUAGGUGAACCGGACUUGGUGUAAAUUAAGACAUAGCAAGUAGCACUCUCUCGUCUAAAUUUGAAAGUUGUGAAUUCAAGUACCACUCCAGAGACUUGAGCAAAAUGACCAGACUGACAUUUGUAGUGCAGUCCUGAGGGAGUGCUGUAAUGUUGGAAGUGUUGUCUUUCAGAUGAGAUGUUAAUAAGACACCUGUCUGCCCUCUCGGAUAGAUGCAAAAGAUCCCAUUAUUCCAAAGAGUAGGGAAGUGCUUCCUGGUAUCCUCAUCAAUAUUUAUCCCUCAAUUUACAUCACUAACUGAAAAACAAAUGAUCUCGUCAUUCUCACGUUGCUUGUGCGCAAAUUGCCUGUUUCAUUUUCUAAAUAAUAACAGUGACUGCACUUCAGAAAGUACUUCACUGGCUGCAAAGUGCUUUUGGAACAUCUUGAGGUUGUGAAAGGCACUACAUAAACGCAAGUCUUUCUUACUUUUACCUUACUUUUCUCCAACUGUUUUCAGCUUUAGAAAUGUACUGCAUUGGGUUUAGCUGUUUACUUCAGUCUCUUGGUCAACGAAUGCACCAAUAGGGAGAUAGUGGUAAUGUCACUGGACUACUAAUCCAGAGGCUCAGGUAAUGCUCUGGGGACAUGGGUCCAAAUCCCCCCAUAAGUUUAAUUAAUAAAUGUGCAAUUGAAAGCUAGUCUCAGUAAUGGUGA
Messenger RNA from Carcharodon carcharias (great white shark), 3855 nucleotides. Its product is annotated as calpain-3-like. Gene Ontology annotation, biological process: proteolysis. Gene Ontology annotation, cellular component: cytoplasm. The coding region runs from base 248 to 2359 and encodes 703 amino acids. The record is from RefSeq and is a predicted model, not a curated record. Gene Ontology annotation, molecular function: calcium-dependent cysteine-type endopeptidase activity; calcium ion binding. NCBI's taxonomy places the organism in Eukaryota, Metazoa, Chordata, Chondrichthyes, Lamniformes, Lamnidae. The transcript is spliced from 20 exons.